AUGAUGUCUAAACCUCUACUCAUCAAGCCUUUUGGCUUGUCGCAGAUAUAUGUCCCGCGCGAUGAACCCAAGGUUGAUAUCGUCUUCGUUCAUGGCUUGAACGGCCACCCUCACGACUCUUGGACGAGCAAGAAUACUGGUACUUUCUGGCCUGUUGACCUUCUGCCUGAUGUUCUUGCUGCGCAAAGUCCUCGUAUCCUCACCUAUGGCUAUAACGCAAAUGUCACGGCCUUUACGGAUGGUGUAUCCCGAGACUCGGUCGUUAGCCAUGCUGAAACACUCGCCUCGAGUCUCGCUGCCAAUCGAAGUUUGAAAGGAUGCGCCAAUCGCCCAAUAAUAUUCGUCUGCCAUUCUCUUGGAGGUCUCGUUGUGAAGCGUGCCCUUAUAUACUCCCGCAGUCUUUCAAGUGAGAAAACGGAGCACCUUCGCUCCGUAUACGUCUCGACCUUCGGCAUUCUCUUCCUCGGUACCCCGCAUAAUGGGUCUGAUAUUGCAAAAUGGGGUCUCUUGCUACAUAAUAUCUGCAACGCCGUCCUUCCAAAGAAAUUCAUGGAGGCAUCUCCACAGCUCGUCAAGGCUCUUCGGACAAAUAACGAAACCCUGCAGCAUAUCAACAGUCUAUUCGUAGACAUCAUGGGCCGAUUCCACAUCUAUUUCUUCCACGAAACACGAUCUACAGAUGUACGCGGCACUCGAGAAGUGAUCGUGGAUGAAUCAUCGGCGGCUCCCUAUAUGGAGGGUGUUGAACGAAUGGGUAUCGAGGCAGAUCAUAGCCACAUGUGCAAAUUUGAUGACGAGAAUGCCGCUGGUUAUGAAGUGGUCGCUGAGGCUAUUCUCCGAUACUCACGCCAGGCUCCUACAAUCAUCAGGGAUCGCUGGGUGGAGGAAGUGAGCGUUCGUACUCAAGAGAAGAAAGCUAAGGCCAGGGAGAUCUAUGACGGAAGAGUAGACGAUCCAGCAAAUCGAAGCAUGCCAGAUCUAAACAGGCCUGGCCAAUCCGUACCAACUCUUCCGCGUGCCCCUGCAACAGAAGGCCGCAAUUCCCCCGUUUCUGAUCUGGGAAACAGCGGACUCCUCGAAUUCUCCCAUUAUUCCCACUCAAACCCACCACUGUUCGUUGCACCCCCCGGCUUCCACCCCAAUGCAACAUUCUUUGGCAUGCAAAAAGAGCUUGAAGUUUUGCACAAUCGGCUGUUCAAGGCCAAGGCGCGUGUAGAAAGGACUAUGGCCGUUUUGAUCUCUGGCGUCCCAGGCUCAGGAAAGACGCAUUUAGUACGGCAAUAUGUGUUUGAACAACGCGACUGCUACCCAGGUGGAAUCUUCUGGAUUGAUGCCAAGUCCCGCGAAUCAGCACACAAAUGUUUCUGGGAGAUUGCCCAAGCCGCCACGCUAGUUGACCACAAGGAAACCGUGGACCCUGAGUACCAGGAGGCCCAGAGGUAUGUAAGCGCCGUGCGGAACUGGCUUCAGACACGGCAGGAUUGGCUUCUGGUAUUUGACGGGGUGACCUUUGACCGCGACGAUGAUAUCAAUGAGUUCCGGUCUUUCUUGCCGUGGAAUCGCCAGUGCAGUAUAAUUUACACCUCGGUCGAUACAACCUUGCGAAAAAAGCAGCGACUGUAUGAGCCCUACUGCCUGAUGAUUUCUCGGAUGCAUGUCGAGGAUGCUUGCAGGCUUUUGUUCAAGGACGUUGGAAUCACUCGACCUACAGCCGAGCAGGUCUUCAAGGCCACCCGGAUAGUAGAGCACUAUGAGUGUCUACCUUUGGCAAUCCAUGCUAUUGGCCAUCGUCUCAAUGCCACAGGAAAGCCCAUCGAAAAAUAUCAUGUCAAAUCCCACGUGACUGACAAGAAGCUCGCGGAACCAUUCUUGAGCAUUAUGAAUGAUUUGUUUCGUCUGCAACAAAGACAAGCAUUGCAUCUGAUCAAUCUUCUAUCGUUCCUUGGUCACCAGGUUCCAGUGGGACUUUUGAACCUUGGGAAGGCUGCCAUGACUGCCGAGAAUUUGGAAAUUCAGACCAGUGCCCAAACCGGAGAGGAUCCUGAUCUUGAUAAUACGCUAGGAACCCUCAUACACUAUGGACUGAUCGAGAGGACUUCAGUUACCGGCGUCGUCCGACAAACUUCAUCUUUGCACCAAUUUGAUCACCAAUCUGACGGGGAAACACCCGGGGAUUCCAGAUCUGUUCCUGAAUUCUCGGAACUACAUAAUGAGAGCAGCCAAGAAGGGUUCUUUUCCAUUUACCGCCACAAUUCGGCGGUUGACGUGGUCAAAAUUCACACUGUGGUCCAAGGGUUCUGUCGAGAUGAGCUUCGAAUCAAGGACGAAGAGUAUAAAGGUACCAUGAACAAACAUGACCCUGGAUUCUACGAUACCUGGUUGAUUGUUGCCACUCGAUUUCUGAUCAAAUCCUAUGACUCCGCCAGGGAGAGGAUGAUCCAUUACCAGGACUGUGGCCUUGUCCGGGACUAUCGAGAAUACGAAACCCAUGCUUCGCGAUUGGCCGAGCUCUUUCCAAAGAGGCCGCUGAUGGGAUCACAUCCACCCAUUCUGCGUGAAGCACGAGAGAGCCUGCGUCGCUUGCUGAAGAACAUAAGCAAAGAGAUCGAGAAUCUCUCUCCAAGUUCCUCGCAUCACUUGUCUCGCAACCAAAAGUCUGUUUUUGAUCGCUCAAGCAGCUCGUCCUCAUCCUUCCCCGAAUCUUCGACAGACGAGGGUAUAUCGCGUCAGAAUACAUUCAACUGGGAUGAUCUCAACUCGCCUCGAGCGGAGUCACCUGAGCAGAUCGCAGUGCCUCUUCCUCGCUUCAGGUUGGAGUUGUUUCCUCCCCAUAUUUUUCGAGGACCUGGAUAUGAAUCGGAAGAAGGCUAUGAAACCGACGGAGAAGCCAAAGCAGUUGUUAGGGUUUCUCCAGCCUUGUCACAAAUCAGUAAUACCACAGAAAAAGCGAACCAGCCUCUUUUAUCAAGCCCUCCGAUUUUAUCGAACGAGCAGGAGUGGCAGGUGGUCAACCGUCAUCAAAAAUCAAAGCCAAAGCCACCCAAGGGGAGAAACCAAAGGAGACCCAAGAAAGGCCCACAGAAUUUUAGAGGCGCCAAAGCCGACACUCCACUAGCAAAAUUAUCCUCUGUUCAAGGACGAGGAUCCUCAAGUCGAACAACCUCAGCUGAAACGGCCAACUCCUCGAAACUAGGCUCGGAGGCCGAAAGAGCGCUCGCUGCAGUGCGUCGGUAUAGCAACUCUCAAGCGUCCUCUGAAAGCUCGCAGCAAACAGCUACCUCUGCGCCAAUAAAUUCGCCAGCGGGUAAGGAAAAUCUGUCGACAUGUGCAAAUGUGGCCACCCGGCGAAUCCUAGAGGUGGAGUCAACUGUGAAACGUCCGUCAUCAGUGCCUGUAUCUCGCGCUCUAGAUCCUGCUAGUGGUGUACAGAUGAAACCAUCCACGGAGUCUUUUGACAGUCAAAUGGGCUAUGCCUUUGCGUCUCCAUUGUCCCAUGAGUUGACCUCUCACGAACUGUUGGUGGAGCCUAUGGGUCGGUCAACAUUCAGUGAACCCGGUGAUGAUAUCUUCGGUCACCAGAUGAACGAUGUUGAUUACCGCACUGCACCUGGAUCACGAUCUCAUUCUCGACGUGCCUCCGUGGCACAAUUCGAAAUCCCCCAAAACCUAUCUGCAAGUGUCCCAUCUCUCCUCCCAUACCCGGCAUCGUUGCCCUACGACGAGGACAUUACCAUUAGCAUCCCAAAUCUCCGAAGACCAUCAAGAACAUCAGGCACAAGCACCCCAUCUGGAUAUCCCAGACCUGCCCCCAUCGCCCAUCCAUCCGCAAUAAUGCCCGGCACAUUCCCACACUCCUCGAGUUCAAACCUACCCGUAGGUUCUGCACCAGAGCGACCCACAAUAGAAGCCCUAUCGCGAGGCUCAUCCACAUUCUCACAUCAAUCGUGGGCAACAGAACCAGUCCGAUUUCCACCGCGCUUCUCACCAAUCUCAAGUUUCCAAAACCAACCAGGAUUAGCAUCCGCCGUACCCCAACACAUCCAACAACAACAAUUACUCCCCGGAAUCGGAAGCUGGACAGCAGAUGUGCCCCUAGCGGCCAGCGCCCUCCAGUCCGAUCCGACCUUCACUGGCCAGCCACCAUCACACAGGCGACUAGGGUCGAUGGAUGAGCGACUGAAGCUCAUGGAUCCGGGCUGGAACCCGGAUCUUGAGCCGUCACAGUAUCUGCAUUUCGGCGAACAUCGCGUUGAUGUUCGAGAAGCACGUCAUCGGUUGAGUGAGUCUGCGAGGCUUCCGGGGCCACGUCAUGGGCCGCAGUAUCAACUGUAUCAUCCUAAUUUGUCUGGCCCUUUGGUUCAGCAUGAUGGUCAGGUCUAUGCACCCGCUCCACCAUUGGAGGUGUAUGGCAGGCGGGCACGGAGUGGCAGCUCACCUCCACGCCCAAACUAUGAUGGUCUAGGUGUGCGAUUCUCAUGA
Messenger RNA from Penicillium antarcticum, 4479 nucleotides. RefSeq lists its product as uncharacterized. The transcript is spliced from 4 exons. Gene Ontology annotation, molecular function: ADP binding. The coding region runs from base 1 to 4479 and encodes 1492 amino acids. The record is from RefSeq and is a predicted model, not a curated record. Lineage: Eukaryota; Fungi; Ascomycota; Eurotiomycetes; Eurotiales; Aspergillaceae.